CAUUUAGAGAAAGUAUGUCUCACACGUGAAAGCUAUCAACCUGAUUUACUCCAUCUGUGUACAUGCCGCUGGAACACCUAUCAAUUUCACUGUAGGAGAAAUUAUACUUCAAAGUCAUCGGCAAAAUUUCACUAUGAAUAUCAGCUGUUCAACUAAGGACGUGAUCAAUUUGACGAGGACGCUGGACUUGGUGAUCUAUGUGCCCAUCUUGGUGUUUGGCCUGCCGCUAAACCUCAUGGCAUUGAUGGUGUUCUGUCAUCUGCUCAAAAAAUGGACAGAGUCCUCCAUUUACAUGACCAACCUGGCUUUGAUGGACCUACUUUUGCUUUUGCCAUUACCCUUCAAAAUUCAUGCAGCAUUCCACAAGUGGGCACCCAGCAAAAAGCUUUUCUGCUCUUUCUUAGAGAGUCUUUAUUUUGUGGGUAUGUAUGGUAGCAUCUAUACAAUUGCCUGCAUUGCUUUAGACCGAUACAUUGCCAUAAAACACCCAUUCCGGGCAAAGCUGGUGCGUUCCAGAAAAACAGCCAUGAUUGUUUGUAUUUUUAUAUGGGUGUUUGUUAUGGGAGCAACCUCACCUGUCUACACCUUUCGAGAGGACAAAGAGGAUUAUUUCAAUUGUUUCCAUGAAUUCUCUGACGAGGGAUGGACUACUGCACUUAUUGUGUGCUUGGAGGUCUUGGGCUUCCUGCUGCCUGCUUCUGUACUAGUUGUCUGUUCCACUCAGAACAUCCGUACUCUCAAGGCCUCAAAGAGCAGCAGUCCCAAGAAGCAGGCUGGGGUGAGAAUCAUCUAUAGCAGUCUAGCAGCCUUUCUUAUACCCUUCACCCCAUGUCACGUAGCCAUACUCCUUCAGUACCUAGUCCGUAAUCGCUUUAUUUCAGACUGCAAACAACAAGAGAACAUCGCGCUGUUUAUACAGGUAUCCAUGAACCUUGCAAACAUUACCACCUGCUUGGAUGCACUUUGCUACUAUUUUAUCGCAAAGGAAGUCCGAUCCACCAAGAACACAGUGAAAAUGAGCAUCAGUAGAGCAAGGACCACCAGCACUUCAGACGUCUGAGAUGUAAAAUCCAGUUUCUGUGACUUUUUAGAAUGUGUGUUGAUCACUUCCAGUGGAUCUUAACAGCCAAAGAGACAGUAUCUUAUUUUGGUUUUAAAACCCCAACUGGAGGUUCAAUGCAUUUUUCAUGGAAAUAUAUGUAGAAAAUAUUGUGUGUAAUGUGUGUGCCACUAGCAGCACCAAACAGAAUUGAAAUCUGUUUUGUUUAAGUGGACUGGCAUUACAACAUUGGCUCAACCAAUGGCAUGAGUUUGGGGCCGGGAUUAUCAGUUUGUCCAAACAAUGGAGUGCUAAACCUUUGCAGUGAACUUAAAAUAUAUUGUUUCUAUACUUAUAAUCAACAACUUUAUAACAAUAAUUUAAAUUUGUACUAUCGUUUUUAAUUAAAUUGUGUCAUUUGCUAUGCUUAAUGGGGUUGUAGUUCUUUCCCUCAUGAAAGAUGUUAAGUACACAGUGUUGCACAUUUUUCUUUUUGUCUGAUUUUCAAAAUAUUUUUUUGCUUCUAAUCAAAGUUUUAUUUAAUUUUAUUUUUGUUCCCCUUUUUCUCCCCAAUUUGGAAUAAACAAUUCCCAAUGUGCUCUUAAGUCCUUGUGGUGGCGCUGUGACUCGCCUCAAUCCGGGUGGUGGAGGACGAAUCUCAGCUGCCUCCGUGUCUGAGACCGUCAAUCCGUGCAUCUUGUCACGUGGAAUGUUGAACGCGUUACCGCGUAGACAUAGCGCGUAUGGAGGCUUCACGCUAUUCUCCGUGGCAAUCAAGUGCAACUCACCACAUUCCCACCGAGAGCAAACCACAUUAUAGAGACCACGAGGAGGUUACCCCAUGUGACUGUACCCUCCCUAGCAACCAGGCCAAUUUGGAUGCUUAGGAGACCUGGCUGGAGUUACUCAACAUGCCCUGGAUUUAAACUCGUGACUCCUGGGGUGGUGAGCCGGCUGGUUUGGUUCAUGCUUAGAACUCCUAUGAAGCAUUUUAUGAAAUCCCUAAAAAUACUUACGGAACCAAGAUGGCUGAAUAAGUGGCCGGGCACUGUUGACCUCUAUUGGAGUUUGCAGUCCGACAUUACAACAUUGGCUAACUCAAUGGCAUGAAUUUAGGCUGGGACAAUUAAUUCGAAGAACAAGUGAAGACUGUGGGAGUGUUUGAAACUUGUUUGAAAACAGUAAUUAUUUUUACAUUUUAAGAUUUGUGGUGCUCACUUUUCAUUUCCACAGGAUGUGCCAAAAAUCUAAACACAUUGAGUGUACUGUGUCAGCUAAUAUGUCUAAUUAAUUGAAAUCUGUCUAUAAUUGCACUGUCCAAAUGACAAUCC
This is a messenger RNA of Xyrauchen texanus (razorback sucker), 2370 nucleotides long. RefSeq names its product G-protein coupled receptor 55-like. Lineage: Eukaryota; Metazoa; Chordata; Actinopteri; Cypriniformes; Catostomidae. Gene Ontology annotation, biological process: phospholipase C-activating G protein-coupled receptor signaling pathway; positive regulation of Rho protein signal transduction. The transcript has 3 exons. Gene Ontology annotation, cellular component: membrane. Bases 134 to 1060 code for a protein of 308 amino acids. Gene Ontology annotation, molecular function: G protein-coupled receptor activity. The record is from RefSeq and is a predicted model, not a curated record.